Molecule: messenger RNA, 186 nt
Organism: Pelobates cultripes (western spadefoot toad)
Lineage: Eukaryota; Metazoa; Chordata; Amphibia; Anura; Pelobatidae
Source: the annotation of a GenBank genome assembly
UCGUCGUUCCGAUCGGAUCUGCGCCAGCUUACUACUGAAUUGAAAAAAGAGAUUGCAGAUAUAGGUGGCCGCACCAGUCAUCUUGAAACUAAAACCGAAGAGCUAUGCGUGGCCCAUAACGAUGUAGUCGAUAAACUACAUCUUGGAGGAAGAACGCAACAACCUGAGAUUCAGGGGCAUAGCUGA